Molecule: messenger RNA, 6288 nt
Organism: Poecilia reticulata (guppy)
Lineage: Eukaryota; Metazoa; Chordata; Actinopteri; Cyprinodontiformes; Poeciliidae
Source: RefSeq, a predicted model, not a curated record
UAAUCGCGCUCAUUAAUUUUUACUUUUAUUUGACAUUUUCUGGCUGUGACAGAGCAUCUCUGAUGGAGGGAUGCUGUUGAUUUGACCAGGUUGGAGUCUAAUUUGGAGCAACACCAACGUUUCGGUGGAUCACACUCAAUUAGCGGACUUCCUGUCCUCUCCGUCACCCUGCUGUACCAGAUUAAAGCCACAACAUUAUACCUGCCGCACUUAGCCUUCGUCAAGGACGGCACACACGCGCGCUUGUACAGUUGGGCUUGUUUACUCGCUGGUGCAGCCUCUGGUGUUUUAUGGUUCUUUAAUGGGCGGAGAUGAGCGCCACCAGCAGCACCAGACUGAGCCCCAGUCCCAACUUACUGCAUGUCAACGAGCCAAAGCGCUAUGGCUCCACGCUGUCGCUGGAGGAGAAGUGUGAACAGUCUUUCUUCCUCUUCUACUACUACAGGAUGGAGGACGAGGCGGUGGUGGACCGCGGGGCGUCCUUACUCAAACACCUUUGUGACGAGGAGGAGGUAGAAGGCCACCACACCAUUUACAUCGGAGUGCGUGUUCCUAAAAGCUCUCGGCGUCGGAGGCGCCACCGCCGGAGAACCAGCCACAAGGACAGAAAGGAGAAGUUGACGGGGAGCGAGCUUGACAAGUCAGACACAGAAAACAACGACGAGGCCAGCAACAGCAUCCUCAAACCGCUUGUCUCGCCGGCAGCCGAGAGGAUCCGAUUCAUCUUGGGGGAGGACGAUGACGGCCCGGCGCCCCCGCAGCUCUUCACCGAGCUGGACGAGCUGCUGGAGGUGGACGGGCAGGAGAUGGAGUGGAAGGAGACGGCCAGGUGGAUAAAGUUUGAGGAAAAGGUGGAGAAAGGAGGUGAGCGCUGGAGUAAACCCCACGUGGCGACGCUGUCCUUGCACAGCCUGCUGGAGCUGCGCACCUGCAUAGAGAAAGGCACCAUCAUGCUGGAGUUGGAGGCGUCCACUCUCACUCAGGUUGUUGAGAUGAUCACUGACAACCAGAUAGAGAUCGGCCAGCUGAAAGCAGACCUGAAGGACAAGGUGAUGUACACGUUGCUACGGAAACACCGCCACCAGACCAAGAAGUCCAACCUCCGCUCUCUGGCCGACAUCGGGAAAACGGUUUCCAGCGCAAGUAGGCUGUUUUCCAACCAGGACAACGCCCGCAGUCCUCUGGAGAACUCGGUGACCUGCCUGUCGGGUCACAUCUCCAUGGAGGACCUGCAGAACCAAAGGAGUACCAGUAUGGACUGGCUUAAUAGUCCGACAACGCCUCACAAGAACCUGGCGUCCAGCAGCUUGAAUGACAUCUCUGACAAACCAGAGAAGGACCAGCUGAAAAACAAGUUCAUGAAGAAGCUGCCGAGAGACGCGGAGGCCUCCAACGUCCUGGUGGGGGAGGUGGACUUCCUGGACGCCCCGUUUGUGGCGUUUGUCCGUCUGCAGCAAGCCGUGAUGCUGGGAGCGUUGACCGAAGUUCCUGUUCCCACAAGGUUUUUGUUCAUCCUGCUUGGACCCAAAGGCAAAGCAAAGUCAUAUCAUGAGAUUGGCAGAGCAAUCGCCACCCUGAUGUCUGAUGAGGUCUUUCAUGAUAUUGCCUACAAGGCGAAGGACAGGCAGGACCUGCUGGCCGGGAUCGAUGAGUUCCUGGACGAGGUGAUCGUUCUUCCUCCUGGAGAGUGGGACCCGACCAUCAGGAUAGAGCCUCCCAAAUCGCUGCCGUCCUCUGACAAAAGGAAAAACAUGUACGCAGGAGGGGAUUCCCAGAUGAACGGAGACAUGCCGCAUGACGGCGGUCAUGGAGGAGGAGGCGGGCACGCUACGGGGGAGGAGCUGGAGAAGACGGGAAGGUUUUGUGGUGGUCUCCUUCUUGACAUCAAGAGAAAAGCGCCUUUCUUCAUCAGUGACUUCACCGACGCGCUUCACAUUCAGGCCCUGUCGGCCAUUUUGUUUAUUUACUUGGGAACUGUGACGAACGCCAUCACCUUCGGUGGUCUGCUGGGGGACGCUACAGAAAACAUGCAGGGUGUGCUGGAGAGUUUUCUGGGCACUGCCAUCGCCGGAGGCGUUUUCUGCUUGUUGGGGGGUCAGCCUCUCAUUAUUCUGAGCAGCACCGGUCCGGUUCUGGUGUUUGAAAGGCUUCUCUUUAACUUCAGCAGGGAUAACGAUUUCGACUACAUGGAGUUCCGGCUGUGGAUCGGCCUGUGGUCGGCGUUCUUCUGCCUGGUGCUCGUUGCCACUGACGCCAGCUUCCUGGUGAAGUACUUCACCCGCUUCACGGAGGAGGGCUUCUCCUGUCUCAUCAGCUUCAUCUUUAUCUACGAUGCCUUCAAGAAGAUGAUCAAAUUAGCUCACCACUACCCCAUCAACUCGGUGUACAGCUUGGAAAACAUCACGCAGUACGAAUGUCUCUGCAUGGGCCCCACGCUCCUAGAAAAUGAGACGGAGCUGCUUGUCGAUCCUUUGGAAGAAACGUCAUCGUGGUACAUCAACUACACAGGCCUGCCACCAAACCGCUCGUGGUCGAGUCUCACCAAGUCAGAGUGUUUAAUGUACAGAGGAGAGCUGGUGGGAGAGGCGUGCGGCUACGUCCCAGACAUCACCCUCAUGUCCUUCAUCCUCUUCUUCGGUACCUACACCACCUCCAUGUGUCUUAAGAAGUUCAAAACGAGCCCUUUCUUCCCCACCACUGUGAGGAAACUCAUCAGUGACUUCGCCAUCAUCCUGGCCAUCCUUAUCUUUUGUGGAGUUGACAUUUUCGUGGGAGUUGACACUCCUAAACUUAUUGUGCCAACCGAAUUUAAGCCAACAAGCCCGAAGCGGGGCUGGUUUGUGCCCCCGUUUGGAGGAAACCCCUGGUGGGUUUACCUGGCUGCCGCCCUGCCUGCUCUCCUCGUCACCAUCCUGAUCUUCAUGGACCAACAGAUCACCGCUGUGAUCGUCAACAGGAAGGAGCACAAGCUGAAGAAAGGGGCAGGUUACCAUCUGGACCUGUUCUGGGUGGCGGUUCUGAUGGUGGUUUGCUCCUUCAUGGGCCUGCCGUGGUAUGUGGCCGCCACCGUCAUCUCCAUCGCCCACAUCGACAGUCUGAAGAUGGAAACGGAAACGUCGGCGCCGGGAGAGCAGCCCAGAUUUCUGGGAGUGAGAGAGCAGAGGGUCACCGGAGUGGUUGUGUUCAUCCUGACGGGACUGUCGGUCUUCAUGUCUCCGAUUUUAAAGUUUAUCCCCAUGCCCGUCCUGUAUGGAGUCUUCUUGUACAUGGGAGUCGCUUCUCUUAACGGAGUUCAGUUUAUGGACCGGCUGAAGCUGCUGCUGAUGCCGGCCAAGCACCAGCCGGACCUGGUGUACCUGAGGCACGUUCCCCUCAGGAAGGUCCACCUCUUCACCUUCAUCCAGAUCCUCUGCUUGGCUCUGCUCUGGAUCCUCAAGUCCACCGUGGCGGCCAUCAUCUUCCCCGUCAUGAUUCUUGCUCUGGUUGCGGUCAGGAAAGCCAUGGACUACAUGUUCUCCCAGUGCGACCUGAGCUUCCUGGACGACGUCAUUCCAGAGAAAGACAAGAAGAAGAAGGAGGAUGAGAAGAAGAAAUGUGGCAGCGUGGACAGUGAUGGUGAAGAUGAGAGAAGCCCCUGUCAUUCCUUGAUCGACACACAUCGUGCUGAGCAGCUCCGCUUCUACCAGGACAGCUACUUAUCCAGCCCGGAGAUGACCCCGCUGAAGUCGGUGCCUCAGAUCAGGAUAGACAUGGAGCCGGAAGACGAAGACACGUUUUACUGGAGGGGCCGGGGAUCCGAAACGUCGCUGUAGACCACCAAACCUGCAGCUUCCUGUCAAAUUAGUCUUAACUUUUUUGCUUCUUUUUGUGAUUGUGAGAGGUUUGUUUUGAACUGCUGGGACUGAAAAAGGGAUAAUUUUUAAGUACUUCUGUCUUCACCGCCAUGUUGGCAUUUCUCUCACGCCUCCAGUCUCACUUGUUGAUUAAAUAUAACUCCUUACUGCUGAUCUAUGCAACUGCUGCAGCGCUCUCACUAAACAUGGAGUGCCGUCCCAUCUCUUUUUAUAUACUUAUACAUAUGUAUAAAUACAAAUAUGACCUUUCAGAUUUUUUUUAUAUAAACUGAACUACUCUUAACGUUUUCCUGUAGCAGGAAAAUUAUGUUUUUAUAGCUCUACCUCUUGUUUUAGAUUCAAAUCUUAUUACGAACAAAUGAUUCUUGGAGUUUUGAUAUUUUCUCCCUGUCCUUUCCUAGAGUUGCAAUAAUUUAAGAAAUGUGCUGUAUUAUAGCUUGUAAAGGAAGUAAAAUAGAGAUUUAAUAUAAUUAAGUAUAAAUUAACAGAGCACAGGUGUGUGUGCUGAUUUGAUUGCUUCCGUUUGUUUCUAAUCAAAUCUUUUACACUUUUUCUUCCAAACUGUUUUUUUAUUAACAUAUUUUUGAUUUUUAAAAAGUGAUCACGUGUAAAUGUCGGUCACAUUUCCUGUGUAUUUUUCUAUGAUGUGGAUAGAAGAUCAUCAUAAUCAUCCAACCUUUCUCAGCCAAACAGUAACCCGAACUGGGAAUGCAUAUAAAUACAUGACUGCUGCAUAAACUCCUGUACCUAAGUGGCUUAUAAAGGAUCGAUUUGAACUGGAAGAAAUGAAGGAAACAUGAUGUGCAAAUGAUUUUCAUGACGGCUUGUGUUCACAGCAGGAAUGUGUGUAUUUUAUCAGCCGUCAUCUGAUUUGUGGGUUGUUUAAAUCACUUUUUUAACAUAUAUUAAAGGAUAUUUUUGGUGGUCAAACCACACACAAGAAAAUCACUAAUAAACUUUAUCUUAUUUUCUAGCCUGCAUUUAGUGCUUAGUUCAAUUUAAACAUUUCUUUAAAAAUUUUGGAAGAAAUUAUUUUUUUUUUUACAAAUUGAAUUUUUGACACUGAAUUUUUAACUUGUUCAAUUAUGUCACUAGUUAUUUUUAACACUUUAAAUUCACUGCAAAAAAUUCACCUGCAGAAAUUUGCCUUCAAAAAUAAAUUUUUUUACAAAAUUACAUUUUCAAGAAACAUUUGCAGGUGAAUUUUUUUUCUUGUGCAUUUAAAGUAAAAAUGUAAAAUUGAUCAUUUAAUGCACAGAAUAGAUUGUGUUAUAAUUUCAAUGUGUAAAAAAUUAGAUUAUAUUUCUUCCAUAUAAAACCAAACAGCUAAUUUAUGACGGAAAACGUAAACAGUGUUCCUACACAUUUUUCCAUUUCCAAUUUUUUUGUAUUGAUGAAUACUUUUCAAUUUUUUGACUCGUGUGAACGGUAAUAAUAAAGAGCACCUCUAUCUCAAUUCUAGGGUUUUAUAUAUCAGGACAAAAUAUCCUUCUGAACUCUGAAAUUGGAUUAAAUGUGAGAAAAGUCACAAAGAUACUUUUCUCCAACUGGAAAAUGAUUGUUGGAAAAUUUCGUCAUAAUUCUUCCAAACUUGACGGAUCAUUGCUGACGUCUCUAUAUUAGCACACAAAGAUCCUGUUUUCUUACAGAUGCUCACUCUGAUCCCUCUAUUUUCAAUACUUCACUUUGUUUUCCAGCUUUUCCAUUUUGAUUUUAACGCGUCCUGAUGAGGAAAACUGAUGUUUUUCCUCAUUGCUGCACUCAGACCUGAACAUCACUGAAUAUAAAUUUUAACACUUUUGUUUUUUAUUCUUGUGUAAACAUAAAAGCAUUGGAAAGUUUCCACAGUUGAAGAAUGGAGCCUUUACUUUUGGUUUGUACGUAAGGAUGAAUGUUCUGUAGAUCAACCUGUUGUAUUUCCAUUUUAAAUGUUUUUUAUUUGUUACUUUUCCCAGAAAAAAUGUUUAGAAAAGUGUAAACUUUGCAGUUUGAACCCAAGAGAUGAUAUACAAAUCAAAACAAAUCCAUUCUUUUGCUUAUGUGGGAUUUUUUUUGAUGACUUUGUGCUGUGAAGAGCACAGUCAUUAUGAGACGGAGGAUUAAUAAUAAGGUGAAACACACCAGGGUUAUCCUUUAACUACAGCACGACGGUCCAAAAGUGAAGAACUUUCUCUUUCUGUGGGUUUCAUCUCAGACAGAAAGUCCUCUCUGUCUUUAUUAGCACGACGUCUUUCACUUUCCAAAUCCUCGUUUUUAUCCCCAUGAGAGGAAACUAAUCGCUCGGCAGGUUUUCCAGUGGAUUUAUUAGUAGGAAAACUGACACUUUAUUGUUAAAUAAACUUAUGACUCUUUCUAGAGAAGAAAAAAUGGAUUAUUGUAGAAUUUCUAUUUUUCAAAUGAAAUGUAUAUUGAAAAUAAACGGUUAUCAAACACU